AUAAUAUUGAUUGAUUGAAGAAUUAAACGGAAAAUAAUUUGAUUUGAAUUCUUGAAUAUCCAUAAGCAAAAAUAACAAACAUGACUGAAAAUCAUCAUUCCAAUGGCGGUACAACAACAACAACAACCGGUAAUGGAAUUCUGUCGGACAGCGAUGAUGAACAAAUAACACCAAAAUCACCAUUUUCAAUGGGUGUUUUUAUCGUAAAAUUGAUUGUAAUAUUUUUCGAUAUAAUAACAUUUCCAAUUUAUUAUCUAAUUCAACAACCAUGGAUUGCUAUUAAAAAACAACGUGAAGUUGUUGCAGCAUUAGAAAAUCCAAACGAUCCCUAUUCACCAUAUGUACGGGUUGUUGAUAAUUUUCGUAAUCAUUAUAUAUUGAAAGCACAAACAUUACCGGAAUCACAACAAUUAGUAUUGAAAUUAAAUCCAAAAAAUAUGCCAAUUUUAGCACAAAGAAAAAUAUUAAAUGUUGUUAAACAAUCAUCAAGAAGUGGUAAACAAUUUACUAAAUAUCAUCUUGGAGAAUAUGAAUGGAUGACAUUGGAAGAGGUUGAUAAACAGAUUAGUAAUCUUGCAUAUGGUUUUGUUGCUGAAGGUGUUCAAUAUCAACAAAAUGUAUUGAUAUUUUCUGAAACACGUUUAGGUAAGUUAUGUUAUGCUUACCUAAUUAAGCUGUUCAGGUGAUAAUUUUUCCUAAAUUAAUUAAUUAAUUAACUUUUUCAUCCAAUCUUAAAAUUAGAAUGGUUUUUAUGUGCACAUGCAUUGUUUCGAAUCGGUGCUGUUGUAGCAACAUUAUAUACAACAUUAGGUAAAAAAAGUGUACUAUAUGGAAUACAGGAAACUGAAGUGGAACAUAUUAUAACAACAAGUAAUAUGUUACCAAUAUUAUUUGAAUUGAUUGAUCAAAUGACAUUGGUUAAAAAUAUUUAUGUUAUUGAAGUACAUCAUGGUCUAUUGAAUUCUAAACCAUUAACUGAACAGGAUUUUAAUAAAAAAUUGCAAGAACAAAAUCGUUCGAUAAAAUUAAUAACCUAUGAUUAUUUAGCAAGAAUUGGUUAUUUACGGGAAAAUGAACUUCAAUAUACACCACCAAAACCAAGUGAUCUGGCUGUUAUACUUUAUACAUCAGGUUCAACUGGUAAUCCAAAAGGUGUAUUGGUAACACAUGAAAAUUUUAUUGCAACAAUGCAUGCUGCAUAUGCAAUUUUUAAUGAAGAAAUAAUCGAUGAAUAUGAUGCACAUACAUAUUAUGCAACAUUACCAUUAGCACAUAUAUUUGAAUUAAUGGUCGAAUCAGCAUUGUUUGGUAUUGGAAUUAAAAUCGGUUAUGGAUCACCAUAUACAAUGAUGGAUAAUUCAACAGCCAUAUUGAAAGGACAAAAAGGUGAUUUGAAAUUAUUACAGCCAACAAUAAUGGCAGCAGUACCAUUGCUUAUGGAUCGAAUACGGAAAGCAAUUACCGAUCGUUUUGAGAAAAAGAAAAGUGUUUUUAUGAAACAAUUGGUUAAAUUUUUUCUUGCUUAUAAAAAUUAUUGGCUGGAACGUGGUUUUGAUACACCAAUGGUUAAUGAAUUAAUUUGUAAACGUUUGAAUGGAAAUCUUGGUGGUAAAGUUAAAUAUAUGAUAUCGGGUGGUGCACCACUUAGUCCGGAUACACAACGUAUGAUGAAAGCAUUUCUUAAUGUACAAAUUCUCGUUGGUUAUGGUGCAUCGGAAACAUGUGGUGCAGCAACAUUGAUGAGCAUACAUGAUUUAUCGAUUGGUAAUGUUGGUACACCAUUGAAAAAUGUUAAAAUACGUUUGAUCGAUUGGCUAGAAGGUGGUUAUUCCGUUCAUGAUAAACCAUAUCCACGUGGUGAAUUAGUUAUUGGUGGUAAAUCUAUAGCUAAAGGUUAUUUUAAAUUACCGGAUAAAACUGCCGAAUCGUUUGAAGAAAAAGAUGGUAUAUGGUGGUUUAAAAUGGGUGAUAUUGGCGAAAUUAAUAAAAUUGGUGCCAUUAAAAUUAUUGAUCGUAAAAAAGAUUUAGUUAAAUUACAAUUUGGUGAAUAUAUUUCAUUGGGUAAAGUGGAAACAGAAUUGAAAAAUUUUCCCUAUGUUGAAAAUGUUUGUAUCUAUGGUGAUUCAAUGCAUACUUAUGUUAUUGCAUUGAUUGCGCCUGCACGAGCAAAUCUAGCAAGAUUAGCAGCGGAAAUGAAUAAAAAAGAUUUAACAUUUGAACAACAAUGUGAAGAUCCAGAAUUGGUGGCCAAAAUUCUUAGCGAAUUGAAACAAUUUUGUUCAAGUGUUGGUCUACAUAAAAUGGAAACACCGCAAAAAAUUAAACUUUGUUCAAAAGAAUGGUCAUUGGAUAGUGGAUUUUUAACAGCAUCUAUGAAAAUUAAACGUCGUGAAUUGCAAAAAUUUUAUGAUGAAACUAUUAAAGAAAUGUAUAAUAAUUAAGAUCAAAGGAUAUAGAAUAUAUAGAAUUACAAAUU
Molecule: messenger RNA, 2476 nt
Organism: Dermatophagoides pteronyssinus (European house dust mite)
Lineage: Eukaryota; Metazoa; Arthropoda; Arachnida; Sarcoptiformes; Pyroglyphidae
Product: long-chain-fatty-acid--CoA ligase 4-like
Biological process (GO): neuron differentiation; long-chain fatty acid metabolic process; long-chain fatty-acyl-CoA metabolic process
Cellular component (GO): endoplasmic reticulum; lipid droplet; plasma membrane
Molecular function (GO): palmitoyl-CoA ligase activity
Source: RefSeq, a predicted model, not a curated record